CGUUGAUGUUGAUGCCCAGCUGAUUUUCUUUGUGUUUGUUUCAACCUUUACUCACUUUCACUCCCCAAACCACACAAACUCUGCAAAAUCCAUCAUAAUGUCCGAGAAGACCGCCGUCCUUACCGAAAAGGCCCCCAAGCCCCUCCCCGGCAUCUACAGCCAGGCCAUCAAGGCCAACGGCUUCGUUUUUGUUUCGGGUGCCGUGCCCAUGGACCCCGUGAGCAUGAAGAUUAUCGACGGUGAUAUUCAGGCACACACGCACCAAUGCAUCAAGAACCUGACCGCUAUUUUGGAAGAGGCCGGAUCUAGCAUUGAAAAGGUCGUCAAGGUCAACGUCUUCCUUUCCAACAUGGACGACUUUGCGGCCAUGAACGAGAUUUACAUGCAAUACUGGGGCGAGGUCAAGCCAUGCCGGACAUGCGUGGCUGUCAAGACGCUGCCGCUGAACGUUGACGUCGAGAUUGAGUGCACUGCUCUGUGUUAGAUUAUGGGCAGAAACUAGGGUAGCCAGUAAGGAAUACUAUAGGGAGAUUCCAAAAUAAAUGAAAAAAAAAA
Molecule: messenger RNA, 555 nt
Organism: Pyricularia grisea
Lineage: Eukaryota; Fungi; Ascomycota; Sordariomycetes; Magnaporthales; Pyriculariaceae
Exons: 3
Coding region: 98-484 (128 amino acids)
Cellular component (GO): cytosol; mitochondrion
Molecular function (GO): deaminase activity
Source: RefSeq, a predicted model, not a curated record